Molecule: messenger RNA, 876 nt
Organism: Adineta steineri
Lineage: Eukaryota; Metazoa; Rotifera; Eurotatoria; Adinetida; Adinetidae
Source: the annotation of a GenBank genome assembly
AUGAAUUCAAGACGACAACAAAUCUCAUCUAAAUUUAAACAACGUUCACCUGAAUAUAUUGCCGGUUUUCUUUCAUCAGCAACCAAUAUAUUAUUAACUUAUCCAGUUAACAAAUUAAUUUUCCGACAACAAAUCUAUCGUCUUAAAACGGUUGAUGCAUUUCAACAACUGAAAGAUGAAGGUUUUCUUGUUCUUUAUCGUGGUAUGACAUUACCAUUAUUACAAAAAACAUUUUCUUUAAGUAUUAUGUUCGGUGCUAAUGCACAUUAUCUACAUAUUUUACAAUCAUUUUCAAAAAAAGAUCAUUGGUAUCAUCAACCUAUUGCUUCAGCUUUAGCUGGUACUACAGAAGCUAUUUUAACACCAUUAGAACGAGCACAAGUUUUACUUCAAACACCAAAAUAUAACACAGUUAUACGUAAUGGUUCACAUGCCUUUAUGUUGAUGUACAAACAUUAUGGUAUUAUAGAAUAUUAUCGUGGAGCAACAUUAAUUUUAAUACGCAACAGUGUAUCAAAUGUAAUAUUUUUUGCAUGUCGAAAACCCGUAAAAGAUUUAUUACCAGAAGCAUCGACUGGUUUGCAGCACUCAAUCUAUGAUUUUUUAAGUGGUGGUUUAUUAGGUGCAUUGUUAUCAACAUUCACAUAUCCAAUUAAUGUUUUAAAAAAUAUACAACAAUCCGAACUUGGUGGUCGUCAUGAUCGACCAUUAAAUAUAUUUCGAUCCGUUUAUGAACAACGAGGCAAUUCAUUAAAAGAAUUUUAUAUUGGUGCAAAAUGGAAUUUUAUUCGUAGUCUUGUAUCAUGGGGAAUUAUUAAUAGUACCUAUGAAUAUUAUUUAACAACAUUACAGAAUGUUAUGUAUUAUGAUAAUUGA